AUGGUCAAGCUCACCGAAGUCGAGGAUGAGCACUUUGCUCAGGAAAAGCCCCAAUCCAGCAAGCACAAUGUCCUUUUGGCCGAGGACGACGAGGACGACUACACUGAUACCGAGUCCGAAAUUUCGAACGAUUCCGACCUUGACGAAUUCGAGAGCGAGGGCCUGUACGAACGUUUGUCGGCCUUGAAAGAUAUGAUUCCCCCUUCUACCCGUCGCCACGUCUCCAGUACUGUUUCCUCCGUUACCUCGUUUACAAAGUCCAGCAUUGCCUUCAGCGGCAAGGCGUUGUGGAUCAUCAGCACCAGCGCUUUCCUUCUGGGUGUUCCAUGGGCCCUUGCCUAUGCCGAGGAGGAGCAGUAUAUCCAGAUGGAGCGUGAGCAGGGUAUGAUUAAGGGUGCCAACGAGAUGCUCACGCCAGGUGCUUCUUCGGAUGAGAAGACGGCUCAACCUUCCUUGUAA
Molecule: messenger RNA, 459 nt
Organism: Aspergillus tanneri
Lineage: Eukaryota; Fungi; Ascomycota; Eurotiomycetes; Eurotiales; Aspergillaceae
Gene: TOM22
Product: mitochondrial import receptor subunit TOM22
Exons: 3
Coding region: 1-459 (152 amino acids)
Biological process (GO): intracellular protein transport
Cellular component (GO): mitochondrial outer membrane
Source: RefSeq, a predicted model, not a curated record